Molecule: messenger RNA, 2585 nt
Organism: Paralichthys olivaceus (Japanese flounder)
Lineage: Eukaryota; Metazoa; Chordata; Actinopteri; Pleuronectiformes; Paralichthyidae
Gene: alkbh7
Product: alkB homolog 7
Biological process (GO): DNA damage response; fatty acid metabolic process
Cellular component (GO): mitochondrial matrix
Source: RefSeq, a predicted model, not a curated record
CUACACCCCCCACAAUGCAUUGCGCAUUCAACAUGGCGCCUCCCGUAACCGUCUGACAUAUGUGAAAAAGACAACAACUGAGAGGAAGGUAAAAAAGUGUCGUGCAGCGAGUCGAUCAUAUUUCACACAGGAGGAUGAAACUGUUGUUGUCGGUGUUCACGCGUCUCCACAAACCUCCCGCUCUCACCGGCGCUCGGCUCAGCUCCGGUGCCCGCGGAGGCCCGGUAGCUGCCGGGGACGAGGCUCUGAUCCGGGGCUCCAGCCCGGAGCUGGUGCGCGGUCUCGGCUCGCAGGUGGAGGUGAGGACGGCCUUCAUCACCGAGGACGAGGAGGGGGCUCUGCUGAGGGAGCUGGAGCCUGAACUCCGGAAGAAACGAUAUGAAUUCAACCACUGGGACGAUGCUAUUCACGGCUACCGGGAGACUGAGCGCGAGAGGUGGGGGGAAGCAUGUGAGAAGGUCUUGAGUCGUGUCCGGUCCGUUGCGUUUUCGGAGGCUUGUUCGCUCCUCGGGCCCAUGCACGUUCUGGAUCUGGACAAGACUGGCUACAUCAAGCCGCAUGUCGACAGCGUCAAGUUUUGUGGCAGCACCAUUGCUGGGUUGAGUCUUCUGUCGGACAGUAUCAUGCGUUUGGUGAGGGAGGAUGCCAAAGGCCAUUGGCUGGACCUUCUGUUGCCCCGACGCUCACUCUAUAUACUGAGGGACCAGGCCCGAUAUGACUUCACCCAUGAGAUCCUGAAAGAUGACGAGUCUGUGUUCAAUGGAGAGAGAGUUCCUCGGCAGCGUCGCAUCUCUGUCAUCUGUCGAAACCUCCCGGACUGACGCACACACUGACUCGACGUGGACAUUCAAAACAGAGCAUAACUUGAAUUUAAAGGAACUGUGUCACUGAUCUCCAUUUUUGAAGAUAUAACUAAAAGUCCUGUUCUAAAGUUUGCUCUGGAGUGAAGUGUUUAUUUUUAUAUUAUACUGAACUAACACACAGAGAGGUAAGUCACACACAAAGUUCUUUGCAUCAAAGCCGCAUAAAAUCUGACUUUGUCUAUAGAUUUUGAUCUUAAAUAAUAAAAUGUAACACGCAGGUGAAUGACAGCCUACCUAAUGGAUGAUAUUUAAUUUAUUGAAAGAGGUAUAUAAACUACAUUUAAAAAUCUUCAGGAAAAGUCACAUGGGCCUAUUUUUGCACCGAUGAUUUUUAAUUUUUAAGUAAGUAACACAUCUGAUGAAAAUAUUAACUAACUUUUACUUUAUGAGUUUCAAAGAAGCAAUCCAUCAUACUAUAAUAAAAAUACAAAAACCUAUAGAGAAAUAAAGCCAGCUGAUAGUCACCUGUAUCAUAUUAAUGAUAAUGAUAUAUUGUAAUUCAAGAUACCACCUGUACUGGACCUAUGAUUGUGCAAGAGACAUACCUGCCCACAUUGGAUUGAUAGGAGCUUCUCACCAAUCAUCUCUCAGUUGAAAACAAUGGAGCAUACUGUGUAAAACAUUUUGAAAACACAGAGUUUCGGGAAGUGCAAGAGCUUGGCAAAUGUCCACUCCCUUGACACCACAGAUAUGAGACUGCGUAAUCAGGCAAUACUGUGUCCAGAAUUAGAAAAUACAUUUGAUUGUUUAGGAACUAGCAGACCCAUAGACUAAAUGAACUGUAGGGGUUUAAAGUGUGACCACAGGAAAGCACACUUCAGAAUAUGAGAUGACAUCAUGCACAGUUGUUGUAUUGAUGGAUUCUGAUUUUUCUCCUUGGCCAAGCUUCAAUAAAUAUUUCAGCAUAAGACGUCAAAGGGCUCCUGAAAACUUUCUUCACUGAUGAGUUGACUGGCAGAUUUAAGAUUUUAUCUUAGAGGCUUAGAGGGGAAUCCAAAAAUAUGAAAACAUUAAUGGGGUUGCAGUAUCUACCAUAUUUUAAGCUGCAUAUCCAUUAACAUCUGUUGUUAAAAGUUUUUCGUUUAUUUUCACCAUUUCAAUGUGUGGAGCUUGGAUCACAUCUCUGUCUGGUCACUGUCAUCACGGCUGUCCUUUGUGGGGAUUUGUUUGUCCAUGUUGCUGCUUAAUGAAGCCAUUAAUGUUUGAAUUGACUUUAUACAAACUUUUAAACUUAAUCAUGUGUCACCUUCAGGAUGAAAUGUUCACUUGUGCUUUGUGCAACUGUCCACAUGCAUUAACCUUUGUUAGACAUCAGUCUCAUAAACCAGUAAAAGUCAUCGUUUCAUUUUCUCUGUUCAAAAAGGCACAGGGAUGAUGUGGGAGGAGUCAGAAAUUGAGUCAUUGGCUUAAAACCCUAUUAUUCAAGGUGAUUCUGGAAGGGGGGGGGGCGUUAGAAUAAACCAGUGAACAAAAGUUAAAAAAACGUGUUGGACAGGAUGAAGGAGGCAUUUUGUGCCUUUAUUGAUGCUCACUCUUUCUUCAGCUCUUGAACACACAGGUAAAGAACAUGAAGUCAUUUGAAAUAUUUAUUUUGUCAUAUUAUCAUCUGCUUUUAGAGAGUACAUGGAUGUAGUACAUUUAUGUUGAUCAGAUUUAUUUAUUCAUUCAUUCAUUUUUGUUGUUAUUUUUUGCAUCUUAGGUCUUUAGGUCUCUAUGUCAAAC